AUGGCAAAGUCCACAACCCCAUCCAAUGAACAAUUGGAAAUGGAUCAAAUGGCCGAAGCGGAACUGGAACGUCUUCAAAAACAGCUUCGAAAAUUGGAGAAAGAUCGUUUGUCAUUCAUAUGUGAAAAGAAAAAUGCAUCGGUGAAACGUGAUCGACUUAUCGAAACGUUGAAAAAAGAAAAAGUGCAAUUGCAAGAGCGUUUGGAUGCCAUCUCCACCGGUCCUCAUGCUCAGCGUGAACUCAAAACGGAGCGUAAAAUUCGUACUCUAUUGAAAAGGCAAGAAGACAUUGAGGCUGCGACAAAAGAAAAGAAAAUUCAACUAUGGGAACUUAAUGGACACAUCAAAAAGUUGGAGAAGGAAAUAAAAACACUUCAAGAAUCGCAAUCAACCGAGCAAAUUUAUAGUGAACAAUUAUUGAAAUCACGUGAUGACAUUAAAAAGCUGGAAAAUCAAUUGGAAGUCGUACAGAAACGAUGCGGCGAAGCAAUGUCUGAGAAUACAAAUCUACGGGGAUCAAUCGAUCAUUUGCUGCUGGAAAGAUCAAAAUUCAAUGAGAUUUGGCAACGCAUGGUGACCAAAUUGGAAUUAGGUAAAAAGUUGAUAAUGGAUUUGAUCGAACAGUCGGUGUCAGCGUACGAACAACGAGAAGAACUGUGCAACAAACUACAAAACCUUGACGGAAAAUCUCAUAAUGAGCAAAAUCUACAUUUACAGGAAAUGCGUGAACUGCAACGUAAAUUGGAUCAUGACAUUAAACUGAAAGAAUUUUUUGCGAUCAAAGGUAAUCUUCGUGUGAAUGCUGAAUUGGAGGCACGCGAAGUGAAUCGAAAACAAUUGCAACAAGAAAUAGCCGACAAACAAUUGACUGAUUUACAAGAUACAAUGAAGCAAAUUCAGAAUAUAUCUGGUGAGACAGAUUUCGAUCAACUUUCGCGCUACUUCACCAAACAAGAAGACGAAAAUUUUGCGCUGUUUAGCUAUGUUAAUGAGCUGAGUUAUGAAGUAGAAGUGUUGAACGAAACGGUUCAAAAGAUUCGAGAUGAUAUUGAUAAACAAAAGAUUGAAAACGAGACAAAGAAACAAACGCAAAGAAACUCCACGAUUGAGGUUCUCGAAGAACAAUUAAAAUUAUGGACGACCAAGGCGGAACGGGCACAUCAAAUUUACAUUGAAAAUGAAAAGAAACUCGAAGAAAUGCUCGACGGAAUUGAAAAAUUGUUUGGAAUGUUGAACAACAAUCAAGCACCGGUGUUGGAUUUGAUGUUUACGGAGCAAAAACUAACGAUUCACAAUGUUCGGCUGUUCUUGGGCAUUAUCAAAAGACGCACCAAUUCGGUCAUCAAUCGCUUAAACUACAGCGAUCAACCGUCGAAGAUUCUGGCAAAACGAGAUCGCGUACCAAAAUUCAAUAUAAACGAUGCGUCGGCCAAUCAUACGGCUGCGCCAACACCACGUUCUCCGAAUUAAUUCCAUGUUUUGAAAAGAACGACCGAAGAGAGCAUAUGCUAAAAUCUCUACAGGUUUUAAUCAAAUGCAUCAAAACAUGGAUAAUAAUCUUAACCAGAAUCUAUUGGAUUAUCA
Molecule: messenger RNA, 1584 nt
Organism: Contarinia nasturtii (swede midge)
Lineage: Eukaryota; Metazoa; Arthropoda; Insecta; Diptera; Cecidomyiidae
Gene: Ccdc114
Product: coiled-coil domain-containing protein 63
Exons: 10
Coding region: 1-1470 (489 amino acids)
Source: RefSeq, a predicted model, not a curated record